Molecule: messenger RNA, 7404 nt
Organism: Ziziphus jujuba (common jujube)
Lineage: Eukaryota; Viridiplantae; Streptophyta; Magnoliopsida; Rosales; Rhamnaceae
Product: protein CELLULOSE SYNTHASE INTERACTIVE 3
Exons: 8
Coding region: 458-6874 (2138 amino acids)
Biological process (GO): regulation of cellulose biosynthetic process; anisotropic cell growth
Cellular component (GO): cellulose synthase complex
Molecular function (GO): microtubule binding
Source: RefSeq, a predicted model, not a curated record
CAAAAGUCUUUAAUAAUAAUAAGUUAUUAAAAAAAUAGUUAAAAUCAAAUAAAAGAGAAAAACAGAGAGACACAUGGAAAGGGAAGCCAACGAAGUGACUCAGACUAUCUUUGUUCAGUCAGUGUCUCAUCCUCCGUUUCACACUCUGUUUUUCUCAGUCUGCCUCCGUUUUGUGCCUCCACUGACGCUCACAGUCUCAAUCUCGAGAGUGUGGGGUUUGAUUUGAGCAAGGAAGAGAAAGUUUAUACGGUGUUUGUGGAGUUCGUUCUGUACCCAUCAAUCACAUUUUCAAAACUUUGUUUGGUGGAUAAUUUGGAUUGGAAGAAGGGAAAGAAAAUUGAAGGAAUGAUGCUUCUCAGUGGAAGAAUCUGGGUUUUCGGGUAGUGGGAAAGACGGGAGUGCUUAGGCAUUUGCAUCGCCGGCCAGGUUGCCCAGGAAUAAUCCAAAGUGGCAUAUAAUGCAAAUGUCAAAGUCUCCCUCCCAUGAAUCCCGAGAACCCUCACCUUCUUAUACUACUCUGUCUAGGGACUUAACUGGAACAGCAAUGGAUGAUGCAGAAUCGACAAUGGCCACAGUUGCUCACUUUGUUGAGCAACUACAUGCUGGCAUGUCUUCAUCUUCUGAAAAAGAACUUAUUACAGCACGAUUGCGAGGUAUUGCCAAAACUAAAAAGGAUGCUAGGACACUUAUUGGUUCUCAUGCCCAGGCAAUGCCAUUGUUCAUAAGCAUUCUCAGGAAUGGGACUCCCAUGGCAAAAGUCAAUGUUGCUGAGACCCUAAGCGUUUUGUGCAAAGACGAAGACUUACGUCUUAAAGUACUUCUAGGUGGGUGCAUCCCUCCUUUACUUUCACUCUUGAAGUCUGAAUCAACUGAGGCUAGGAAGGCUGCAGCAGAGGCUAUUUAUGAAGUUUCCGUUGGUGGACUUUCCGAUGACCAUGUUGGUAUGAAAAUAUUUGUUACGGAAGGUGUAGUACCAACUUUAUGGGACCAACUCAAUCCAAAGAACAACCAGGACAAAGUGGUAGAGGGAUUUGUUACUGGGGCAUUGAGAAAUCUUUGUGGUGACAAGGAUGGUUAUUGGAGAGCUACACUUGAGGCUGGAGGAGUAGAUAUAAUUGUUGGUCUUCUGUUUUCUGAUAAUGCUGCUGCUCAAUCAAAUGCAGCUUCUCUCUUGGCCCGUUUGAUGUUGGCUUUCAGUGAUAGCAUCCCCAAAGUAAUAGAUUCCGGAGCAGUCAAAGCUCUGCUUUUGCUCAUUUGUCAGGAAAAUGAUAUUUCUGUACGUGCAAGUGCUGCUGAUGCAUUGGAAGCUCUAUCCUCAAAAUCAACUAGAGCUAAGAAAGCUGUAGUAGAUGCAAAUGGUGUUCCAGUUCUCAUUGGGGCUAUAGUUGCUCCAUCUAAAGAAUGUAUGCAAGGAGAGCAUGGCCAGGCCUUGCAGGAACAUGCUACACGAGCUUUAGCAAAUAUAUGUGGUGGAAUGCCUGCUUUGAUUUUAUAUCUUGGAGAACUUUCACAAUCCCCUCGUCUAGCUGCACCAGUUGCUGAUAUUAUUGGAGCUUUAGCAUACACUUUGAUGGUUUAUGAGCAGAAAUCUGGCAGUGAUGAGGAGCCUUUUGAUGCAAGGCAGGUGGAAGAUAUUCUAGUAAUGCUACUUAAGCCUCGGGAUAGUAAGCUGGUUCAAGAUCGUGUCCUUGAGGCCAUGGCUAGUCUAUAUGGCAACAACUAUCUUUCAAGACAGCUCAGUCAUGCAGAAGCCAAAAAGGUGCUUAUUGGACUUAUAACAAUGGCUGCUGCAGAUGUGCAAGAGUAUCUCAUUCUUUCUUUGACGAGCUUAUGCUGUGAUGGCGUUGGUAUUUGGGAAGCCAUCGGCAAGAGGGAAGGAAUUCAAUUACUUAUUUCAUUGCUGGGCUUGUCAAGUGAGCAGCAUCAAGAGUAUGCUGUUCAAUUGCUGGCAGUCUUAACCGACCAGGUUGAUGACAGCAAAUGGGCUAUCACUGCUGCAGGCGGGAUUCCUCCGUUGGUGCAGUUGUUAGAUACAGGAUCUCAGAAGGCAAAGGAGGAUGCAGCACAUGUUUUGUGGAAUUUAUGCUGUCACAGUGAGGAUAUUCGUGCUUGUGUUGAAAGUGCUGGAGCAAUCCCGGCAUUCUUAUGGCUUCUAAAAAGUGGUGGGUCAAGAGGUCAAGAGGCAUCGGCUAUGGCUCUUACUAAGCUUGUUCGAACAGCAGAUUCUGCCACCAUUAAUCAGUUACUAGCUUUGCUCCUAGGUGAUUCUCCGAGCUCAAAGGCCAACAUAAUCAGAGUUUUAGGUCAUGUACUGACACUGGCAUCACACAAGGAUCUUGUGCAUAAGGGUUCUGCACCUAAUAAAGGUCUCAGAUCUCUUGUCCAGGUACUCAACUCACCAAAUGAAGAAACUCAAGAGUACGCAGCCUCUGUUCUAGCUGACCUAUUCAGCACAAGGCAAGAUAUUUGUGAAAGUCUUGCAACUGAUGAGAUCAUCCAUCCUUGCAUGAAGCUUUUGACCAGCAAUACUCAAGUUGUUGCAACGCAGUCUGCUCGAGCAUUGAGUGCUCUUUCCCGUCCAACAAAGACUAAAACAACUAACAAGAUGUCUUAUAUUGCAGAAGGGGAUGUCAAGCCUCUAAUUAAACUGGCCAAAACUUCUUCUACAGAUUCUGCUGAAACUGCAGUUGCCGCUCUUGCCAAUCUUCUUUCUGAUCCGCAGAUUGCUGCUGAAGCCCUGGCAGAAGAUGUUGUUUCGGCUUUGACAAAAGUAUUGGGAGAUGGAACUAUAGAGGGCAAGAAAAAUGCAUCAUGUGCCCUUCAUCAAUUACUGAAGCAUUUUCCAGUAGGUGAUGUGCUCCCUGGACAUGCUCAGUGUCGUUUUGUUGUUCUUUCACUUGUUGAUUCCUUAAAUGCAAUGGAUAUGGACGAGAUUGAUGAUUCUGCCGACGCUUUAGAAGUUGUAGCACUUUUGGCUAGGACAAAACAGGGUGUGAAUUUUACAUAUCCCCCAUGGUCUGCACUUGCUGAAGUGCCAUCGAGCGUAGAACCUCUUGUCCGUUGUCUGGCUGAUGGGCCUCCUCUACUGCAGGAUAAGGCAAUAGAAGUUUUGUCAAGACUUUGUGGUGAUCAACCAGUUGUGCUUGGUGAUCUUUUAGUUACUAGAUCAAGAUCCCUUGGUUCACUUGCUAAUAGAAUAAUGAGCUCAUCGAGUUUAGAAGUGAGAGUUGGAGGGGCUGCAUUACUCAUUUGUGCUGUGAAAGAGCACAAACAGCAGUCUAUGGAAGCACUUGGUGUGUCAGGAUAUUUAAAACCCCUGAUACAUGCUUUAGUGGAAAUGAUAAAACAAAAUUCCAUCUGCUCCUCUUUAGAGAUUGAAGUAAGAACUCCUAGAGGUUUUAUGGAAAGAAAUGCUUUCCAGGAAGGGGAGGAAUUUGAUGUCCCUGAUCCAGCCAGCGUCUUGGGGGGUACAGUUGCCUUAUGGUUACUUUCUAUAAUUGCUUCAUUUCAUGCAAACAACAAAGUCAUUAUCAUGGAAGCUGGUGGACUUGAUGCUCUUUCUGACAAGCUUGCUAGCUACUCUUCCAACCCACAGGCAGAAUAUGAAGAUGCAGAAGGCAUAUGGAUUAGCGCCCUACUCCUGGCUAUUCUGUUCCAAGAUGAAAAUGUUGUUUUGUUUCCUGCAACAAUGCACAUCAUACCUUCACUUGCUCUUUUGCUAAGAUCUGAAGAGGUUAUUGAUAAAUUUUUUGCUGCCCAGUCAAUGGCCAGUCUUGUUCAUAACGGUAGUAAGGGAAUAAGUCUUGCAAUUGCAAAUUCAGGUGCUAUUGCUGGGUUAAUAACUCUAAUUGGUUAUGUUGAGUCAGAUAUGCCAAACCUUGUUGCUUUAUCAGAAGAAUUCUCUCUGGUAAGACAUCCUGAUCAAGUUGUUUUGGAGCACCUUUUUGAUAUUGAAGAUGUAAGAGUUGCAUCAAUUGCACGUAAAUCUAUACCUCUUUUAGUGGACCUUUUGAGACCAAUACCUGAGAGGCCUGGUGCCCCUCCAACCGCUGUUCAACUCUUGACUCGUAUUGCAGAUGGAAGUGAUACAAACAAAUUAAUUAUGGCUGAAGCUGGAGCUCUAGAGGCUCUGACAAAGUACCUCUCUUUGAGUCCUCAAGACUCAACAGAGGCCACCAUAUCUGAAUUAUUCAGAAUAUUAUUUAGUAACCCUGAUCUAAUCAGAUAUGAAGCAUCAGCUAGUUCCCUUAAUCAACUUAUAGCUGUUUUGCGUCUGGGGUCAAGAAGUGCUAGAUUCAGUGCUGCAAGGGCUCUCCAUGAACUUUUUGAUGCUGAGAACAUCAGAGAUUCUGAAUUAGCCAGGCAGGCUGUUCAACCAUUGGUCGACAUGCUUAAUACCGCAUCAGAGGGUGAGCAAGAGGCUGCUCUUGUUGCAUUGAUUAAGUUGGCUUCAGGAAAUUCAUCAAAAGCAGCAAUUUUUAUUGAUGUGGAAGGAAACCCCCUUGAGAGUGUUUACAAAAUAUUGGCUUCUACAUCAUCAUUAGAAUUGAAGAAAAAUGCUGCACGGUUCUUGUUUGUUCUGUUUAGUAAUAGCAAAGUAAGAGAAAAUCCAAUUGCCUCUGAAUGCAUGGAGCCCCUUAUAACAUUGAUGCAGUCUGAUAAGGAUGCAGCUGUAGAAGCUGGAGUUUGUGCUUUUGAGAAAUUGUUGGAUGAUGAACAACAGGUGGAGGUUGCAGCAGCCUAUGAUAUUGUGGAUCUCCUUGUUGGCUUGGUUUCUGGUACAAACCAUCAGCUUAUUGAGGGUAGCGUAUGUUCUCUGAUAAAGUUAGGGAAAGACCGGACUCCACGCAAAUUGGAUAUGGUUAAUGCUGGUGUUAUUGAUAAUUGUCUUGAGAUACUACCUCUUGCACCAAAUUCAUUAUGCUCCUCAAUUGCAGAACUUUUCCGCAUUUUAACAAAUAGUAAUGCAAUUGCUAGAAGUUCAGAUGCUGCAAAAAUGGUAGAACCCCUUUUCAUGGUUUUACUUCGAUCAGAUUUCAGCUUAUGGGGACAGCACAGUGCAUUGCAAGCACUUGUAAAUAUUUUGGAGAAGCCACAAAGUCUAGCUACUUUGAAACUUACGCCUAGUCAAGUCAUUGAGCCUCUUAUUUCAUUUCUGGAAUCCCCAUCUCAAGCCAUCCAGCAGCUUGGGACAGAAUUGUUAUCUCAUCUUCUUGCCCAGGAACACUUUCAGCAAGAUAUUACGACAAAGAAUGCAGUUGUGCCUCUUGUGCAGCUUGCUGGAAUCGGAAUACUGAACUUACAACAAACUGCAAUUAAGGCAUUAGAAAAAAUAUCCACAAGUUGGCCGAAGGCAGUUGCUGAUGCUGGGGGUCUUUUUGAGCUUGCAAAGGUAAUUAUUCAGGAUGACCCUCAACCACCUCAUGCGUUAUGGGAAUCAGCUGCUUUGGUUCUCUCAAAUAUCUUACGUUUCAAUGCUAAGUACUAUUUCAAAGUUCCUGUGGUGGUUCUUGUGAAAAUGUUACACUCAACACUGGAGAGCACCAUUACGGUGGCUCUUAAUGCCUUAAUUGUUCAUGAAAAGAAUGAUGCUUUAAGCACUGGACAGAUGACUGAAGCUGGUGCCAUUGAUGCUUUGUUGGACCUUUUAAGAUCUCAUCAGUGUGAAGAAGAAUCUGGAAGGUUGCUUGAAGCUUUAUUUAAUAAUGUGAAGAUCCGAGAGAUGAAGAUUGCGAAGUAUGCAAUAGCACCUUUGUCACAAUAUCUGUUAGAUCCACAAACCAGAUCUCAAUCUGGCAAACUUCUUGCAGCUUUAGCUCUUGGAGACCUUUCCCAGCAUGAAGGACUUGCUAGAGCUAGUGAUUCGGUGUCUGCUUGUCGUGCAUUGAUAAGCUUGCUUGAAGAUCAGCCAACAGAGGAUAUGAAAAUGGUGGCAAUUUGUGCGCUGCAAAACUUUGUAAUGCACAGCAGAACAAAUAGGCGAGCAGUUGCUGAAGCAGGAGGAAUUUUGGUUAUUCAGGAAUUACUGCUCUCUCCCAAUCCAGAAGUUGCCGGGCAGGCAGCAUUGCUGAUCAAAUUUUUAUUUUCCAAUCAUACACUCCAAGAAUAUGUAUCAAAUGAGCUCAUCAGAUCUUUAACAGCUGCACUAGAAAGAGAGUUGUGGUCCUCAGAAACUAUUAAUGAAGAGGUCUUGAGAACCUUAAAUGUGAUAUUCGCCAACUUUCCUAAGCUUCAUAUUUCUGAAGCCGCUACGCUUUCUAUUCCCCAUCUGAUAGGUGUUCUAAAAUCUGGUAGUGAGGCGGCGCAGGAAUCUGUACUGGACACUCUAUGUUUGUUAAAACAUUCUUGGUCAACCAUGCCAAUAGAUGUUGCAAAGUCUCAGGCCAUGAUUGCAGCUGAAGCCAUACCUCUUCUACAGAUGCUCAUGAAAACCUGUCCACCAAGUUUCCAUGAUAGAGCAGACAGCUUGUUGCAUUGCUUACCUGGUUGCUUGACUGUUACAAUCAAGCGUGGGAACAAUCUGAAGCAGACCAUGGGAAGUACAAAUGCUUUUUGUCGAUUGACGAUAGGCAAUGGCCCCGCUCAACAAACCAAGGUAGUGAACCAUAGUACAUCUCCAGAAUGGAAGGAAGGAUUUACAUGGGCAUUUGAUGUACCGCCAAAGGGACAAAAACUUCACAUUGUUUGCAAAAGCAAAAAUACUUUUGGAAAGACAACUUUGGGAAAAGUGACUAUCCAAAUUGACAAAGUUGUUAGUGAAGGAGUAUACAGUGGGUUAUUUAGCCUUAAUCAUGACAGCAACAAAGAUGGAUCUUCCCGCACACUUGAAAUCGAGAUUAUCUGGUCCAACAGAAUAUCAAGCGAAGACACAUGAAGGGGCAUAUUUUCUAAAACUCGGCAAAGUCGAGUGUAGCCAAUAUACUCUAAAAGCUGAGCAAAGAGAAUUUUACUACUAAUUCUAAUGUGCAAAAUGAAGUUGGUUUGCUUGUAAUUAUCCUUCCUAAGGUCCAGUUUUGUAGCAUGAAAAGAUUAUGCUGUGCUUGAGUUUUUAAGUGUAAAUUAUAUUUUUAUUAACUUGCAGAGGGGGUUUUAAAGAAAGUGGAAAAGGCAUUCCCACGAAGUAAAGGGAAUGUAAAAGCUGUUUAGAAAGUUUGUACAGGUCAGUUAAAUAGGUGCUAGCAAUUUUAAAAGAUAGUAGCAAGAAACAGCUUUUGGAAAUCUUGGAAUUGAGCUUUUUUGCUUGGAGUACUGUCUUUGUCAUUGGGGUAAAUUGGGGCUGUAUAUGUUUUUGUAUUUGUGUAACUGGCAACUUUUAUUGUUUUAAAGUAGCAUCCAAAUGAUAAUAUAUAAAAAAGAAAGCUCCUUUGGGUAAAAAAUAAAAAUAAAAAAUCUCUUUUAUGUUGA